GGUUCAUCAGUCAUGGCACUAAGGGCCUUGAAAUUUGCCUCAUUGACAGCAGCUGCUUCUGGCAUCUAUCUGUAUGGAAACAGGUUCCUGGAUCCUAAUGAUUUUGGAGUUGUUCGUGUGGGCCGAGCCAUUGCCACAACAGCAGUUAUCACCUAUGACUACCUCACCUCUCUUCGGAGUGUCCCGUACGGAUCAGAGGAGUAUGAGUUCCUCAAAUCACAGGUGCAUCUGCGCUCUGCUGAGCGCCUCCGGGAGCUGUGCUGCUCCAACCGAGGCACCUUCAUCAAGGUGGGACAGCACCUGGGAGCGCUGGACUACCUCCUGCCCGAGGAGUACACCCGCACCCUCAAGGUGCUGCACAGCCAGGCCCCACAGAGCACCAGGCAGGAGAUUGAGCAAGUUAUCCGGGAGGAUCUGGGCAAAGAGAUAAAAGAGCUCUUUGUCAGUUUUGAGGACACUCCCUUGGGAGCAGCAUCACUAGCCCAGGUACACAAAGCAGUGCUGCAGGAUGGGAGAACGGUGGCAGUGAAAAUCCAGCACCCCAAGGUCCAAGCUCAGAGCUCCAAGGAUAUUUUGCUCAUGGAGAUUCUCCUCUUGGUUGUGAAGCAGAUUUUUCCAGAUUUUGAGUUCAUGUGGCUGGUGGAAGAAGCUAAGAAGAAUCUGCCCUUGGAGCUGGAUUUCCUCCAUGAAGGCAGAAAUGCUGAGAAGGUUGCUCAUAUGCUCAAAAAUUUUGACUUCCUGAAGGUCCCUAGGAUCUACUGGGAGCUCUCCACAAGCCGUGUCCUUCUCAUGGAGUUUAUGGAAGGGGGACAAGUGAAUGACAGGGCCUAUAUGGAGAGGAAUGGCAUCAAUGUCAAUGAGAUCUCUCGCAACUUGGGGAAGCUCUACAGUGAAAUGAUCUUUGUGAAUGGCUUUGUGCACUGUGACCCACACCCAGGCAAUGUGCUAGUGAAGAAGUGCCCAGUCUCUGGCAAAGCUCACAUUAUCCUCCUGGAUCAUGGGCUCUACCAGGUGCUGAGCGAGUCAUUCCGCAUGGACUACUGCCGCCUUUGGCAGGCCCUCAUCAAGGCCGAUAUGAAGAGGGUGCAGAAGUACAGCCGGCGGCUUGGGGCAGGGGAUUUGUAUCCUCUCUUUGCCUGCAUGCUGACUGCCAGAUCUUGGGAAUCUGUCAACAGGGGCAUUGACCAGUCACCAGUCUCUGCCAGCGAGGACAUGGAGAUCCGGUCCAACGCUGCUGCUUACUUGCCCCAGAUCACCCAGCUCCUCAACAACGUUCCCCGCCAGAUGCUGCUGCUGCUGAAGACCAACGACUUGUUAAGGGGGAUUGAGUCAGCCCUGCACACGCGGGCCAGUGCCAGCUCCUUCCUCAACAUGUCUCGCUGCUGCAUCAGAGCUGUUUCCACGUACCAGAGGAGCAAGAGUCACUCGCUUUACAGGAGGGCCCAGAUCUCACUCACAGAAGCCCUAAGCCUGUGGCAGAUCAACUUAUAUGAACUCUUUCUGUGGCUGAAGGGGUCCCAGCUGGGGAACUGGGUCAUUGCUCUCCUGAGACGGAUGCAACAUUUCACAUACUGACAUGAACUGGUGGGAGAGGCCUGGGUGCUCCCUCCCUCCCUUCUGCUCUCCAUGGCACAUUUGUCUUUCUGACUAUUUCUGUCUAUUUUUGGGUCUUACUCCACAUUACACACUGCACUGUCCUUUUCUUUUACAGCAUUAGCUUCCUCUGUGGCACAGAGAGGUUGAGUUGGUACCAGAGCCCUAUUGUUUUGUGGUUUAGGAAAAGUAGGUGCAUGAUACCUUGUGCCAGGAAAGACAGGUAAGGAUACCUUCUUUCCUCAUUUGUGCAAGUUAAGUUCCACUCAGAUUCUAGUGGGAUUGUGCUGGAAGCAAAUGCCUCUUUGACUCUUUCUUAAACAAUCUUAAAGAAUUUAAGAGAAUCCCAGCCCUACCUAGAAUGCCCCAAAACAUUUCUCAGACCCUCAGAGGUGGUAAGUCCCUUUAAAAUGCAAUAGGGUUUAUAUUAGUUUGUGCAAUCUCCUUAGUCUGAUUUCUGUUUAGGUGUGCAGAAGGUUUCUCAGAGGAGUGAGACCUUGUGGAAAGCUGUCACUAGGGUUUUCUUUUCUAGCUCCAGGGAAAGAGGACUCAAAUGGUGAGAGUGGUGGACUGGGAGUCCAAGUUUCUAAGGUUCCUCUCCAGUCCUGUCAGCAAGUGCCUCUGUUUUUGGACUUCUCCUGGCCUGUUUCUUUGCAGGUGAAAUGGGAGAAGGGGACAGUGAUCUUGCCCCUCUUCGGAAAUUCCAGGAAGGCAGUAGGAAUGACAGCUCAGUGCUCUAAACUGCUGGUAAUGUAUAUGUACUGUACAAUACUUCCACACGACAAAAUAAAUGUGUUGUAUCGAAGACCUUUGGGGGAGGGAUGCUUGGCUGUGCACUAGAGUUAUGUUUGGGUCUCUAACCUAAGUCCCGUUUCCAUUUCUCCACAAGGGAGUGAUGCCAGGCAGUGCCGGCAACUCCUUGUAAGCAAAAUGUCCACUUGGUCUUUUCUCUGUCCAAGAAGUUUGUGCCGCAUCUGAGUCCUCUGGCACUGCAUCACAUGUGUGUUGGGGUGGAAUGCAGGAGCAUUUCUGCUGGGAGGACACCUCAAACCCUUCCCAGAUCCACACUGAGCCUGCCUGCUCCCUGCCUGUGGGAGUGCACUGCAGCACAUCUGUGAGAUGUCACCAUUCCCAUGGCACAGUGAGCAUUUCACCUUGUCACUGCCUGUGACGUUUUACUGCUCUGGCCCAGACAAAAACCUGCCAUUUGCUCAGUGGUGCAAGUGACAUGUCUGAUGGCUUUGAUUCUGCAGUUUUUUCUACAGGAAGUCUCACUUAGAUGUCUGCUUUAUGUGAGAUGUAAUUGAGAUACUGGGAUACAGCUCUGCUGCUUGUAAGAAUUCCUUUAGCCAGGAAAGGUGGAUGGAGGUGGCUGCUUACAUCAUCUCAGCUUUUCUCAAACUAUCUUGGUGAAAGGGGAUGUGAAGGACAGGAUGGGAAUGUUCAUGUACUGUCAGAAAGCUUGCUAAACUGAGGGUUACACCAAACUGUCUGAGAGCAAGCCACAAGAAGGCCAUUCACUCUCCCAGUUUCCAUACAAUUUUCCAACUUGCACAGGUGUGAGACCCCACCUUGAAGUGAGUUUAUUUGCUUGGGAAGGGGAGCAGGGGACAGAGUGCAGGUAAGUGUGUGUGUGUGUGCGUGUGUGUGAGUCCCUGGCAAAUCAAUCAUCUUGGUGGCUGUGCAGGAAAGGGAAGGAAAGUAAUCCAGAAAAGGUACCUGGCUGCUGGUGGGCUUGGGCAUGUGGGUUAGGGGCUGCAGAUGUGCAGACAGUGGCUGUGGACAUGCACAAGCAUGUAGGCAGAACUGGCCGGCUCAGGACUGCCAAGAAGUGGUGUGUGAUUGGCAGGGUUCUAGACAAGGUAUUGCUGAAUGUGGGUUUUAGGUCUCUUUGGGUAGUCAGUCACCUGAUCCUGGCAUUAGCUCUCUGAGCCCUUCCUGCUUUGGGGGCGGCAGCAGGAGUGAUGUGCUCUCUGAUCUUUGCUAAGAUCAAAAGAGAAACCCAGUGUGACCAAAUGUCCUUGCAAAGCUCGUCUCCAACCCCUGCAAUGACAGGUCAGAGAUCCCCUUGACUUCUGGGUGAUAUCAUGGCAUCAGGGAAUGGAGUGGUGGUAAUUGCAGGAUGAGACUCCUGAGUUGACAAAGAGUCACUGGGGCCCUGGAAUACUGAUGCUGCAGCCUGUACAUGACUAAUCUUGGCUCAUGUGAGCAGUCUGGCUGAAUCUGUGCCUUGCUCAGGUACUUACAGCUGGUAGGCUGGCCAGCAUGGGUGGACCUGACUUGUUCUUAUCACAAGUAGAGCUCCUUUCAGAAAGCUGGCCUGGUGUGCCUUGUUGAAGUCCCAGAAACCCUCUAGUAAUGGUCACCAAUUUCACAGCCUCACCUUGUAGCUGCCUCUGCAAAUGCCUUUGCCUGUUCGUGGCUGGAUAUACUGACCAGAGCACUGUUUGGGUUUUGCAUCUGUCGGUAAAGCUCAUCCCACAUUUAGGCCCUCAUUUCUAGAGGAUCCCAUGUUGUGGAGAGGCUCCCUGUAGCUGUCAUUUACAUUGGCUGUCAAGAUCACAGCUGCCCUCAGCCAUGCAUGUUCUUUCACUCUUCAAAAUCCCACCACAUGACUGCUAGUUCUGCUACCUGAGGAGAGUCCUGACUCUAAAAGUGGUAGGGAACCAGCAGCCCCUCAGACUGUUUCUGGCUUUGUGCAGCAGGCAGAGAACAGGGUAUAUUUGGCAGGGCUUUGUCUGUUGUAAUUAGUCUCUGCUGGGAAGCUCUGCGUUGCAAUGUUAGCAGAGGGACUCCUCCAUCAGUUGUGCUCAGCUCUCACUCUUCCCACAGUCAGUCAAUGAAGGUUUGUCUUAAGAAAGAACAAGCAAACACAUGGUGUUCGACCCUGUAACAUUCCUGCCUUGUCUUUUUGCUGAAAGCUCUCAGAGGUGAAUGUGUUAACAGGAUUUUGAAAAGACACUUUCUCAUCCCAAUUUGCAGUUGCCAAACAUGAGUAACCUGGACCAGGUCUGUACAUGUGGCCCCUCGUUCCCACCUGCAUUUAAUGGUGUUUUCACCACCAGCAAACACAGAUUCUGCUGCUUUGCUUACAGGCAGCACAUGGGCUGCUGUCUGCCCAGCUUCAGCUAUGAGUGAACUGAAGUUUGGUGCAGACCCUAAAUGUUAGCCUUGCAGCUCACCCACUCUUCCUCAGGACUAACAUGGGGGUUAGAGCUGUGGCCAGAGGUGCAAAACUGAUGGGCAUCUUUCAGCUCCUGCAAUAUGAAGUAUUUUGUUGUAGCCUUAUGGCAUCACCAAUCCUGAUGCUGUCAGUGCUCUCAGAUGUGUUGGGAAACCAGUAGAUAUUUAAUCUGGCAUUUAGAUGUGCCAUCAUUACAUCUGCUGGAGGUGGAAAAUGGGGCAGUCAGGGAAAACGAAGUUGCUGUGCAAAACUUCCAAGAAUCUCGCGUAUGAAGCGAACGUGCUUUUGCACAUCCAGCUGAAGGAAAGCAAGAGAGAGCAUUAGUCCAGGCUGGGCAGCAUAGCCUUUGCCUAGCCCAUCUAGUGAAUGCUAAUGAUGACAGGUGGGUGGCAUUUAGAUUUGCAGAUCAAGGCAGCAUGGUGCUGUCUGCCAUCUUGCAGAGGUGUACAAACCUCAUGCAGUUGCAGUGUAGAAGCUUCAGAAUUAUUCACAUGCUGCUUCCCACAGCAUAUGUCUUAUGAACUGUGACUUGAGUGCAGCUUGGCCAGUGUCAAAGUCAUUCCCAAUGACUCCCUCUUCCAGAGCAUCACUUGGCAGGGCUCUUCCCCCACCUCCACUGUGCAUCCCUGCAUCCCCCUCUACUAUUCCAUCUGCCCCUGUACCCUGCAUCCAGAGGGGUGUGGGCAGCCUGCUGGGUCCUGGAGCAUGCAAGAAGCUGUCACACACAGUGGGCUGGGCCACAAUGCCCAGCAUUCAGAUGGGAGCAGAGAGAGGGAUGAAAAAAGGAAAGGAGAGGGAAGGGAAAGGGAAGGACUGGCUGUCAAUCAGCCCCGCUGAGGUGCCUGCAGGAUGUGGGUCAUCCUUCUUCCUACGCCAUCUGCUCAGGUGCUGGCCAGGACUGUAAAAGACCUGGACAGUAAGAGUCUGUAAUUUAAUUAAUUAAUUAUCUGCCUGAGAAAAAUUACCAUUUUCAAAAAUCAUACAGGUGAUGGUGACAUACCUCACAUGUUACUCUAUGAGGUACCACUAGAACUAGGAAAACCUACUAGUGGACUAGCAGCCCUGCAGGAAGGGGUUACAGGGGACCCCAUGUGGACACGAACUGACAGUGGAAAUCAUGUCCAGGGCUAAUUGUUCUCCUCUUCUGCUUGGUGCUACUGAGUCCACACCUGAAACUAUGUCCUCUUUGUUCUCUCGGUUGAAGACAGAUGUUGGAGAACUGUAUUUGGUCUGCUGGAGGGCACAUGACAUGGUCAGGACCUAUUCCUAUAGCCUAUAAGGGAGAUGGACUUGUUCAAUCCUGGAAGGAAGAAGUAAAGGGAUGAACUGAUAAUGGCUGGAGGCUCUGAAAGAGCCAAUCUUCUGGCAGUACCAAUGAGUAAACAAGGGCUGAUGGCCACAAGUCAGAGUUUGCAAAGUUACCAAUGAACUUCACCAGGAGGAUGGUGCAAAGCCAGGACAUCUCACCCAGAAAGGGUCUCCAUCCUGGCUGGCCAGCAGAGUGGCUCAGCUGGUCUGCUGGCUGGAGUCUCCCUCAGGGCAGAAGAGGAGUGAGAUGCCCAGUGGGCCCUCCCAGCCAGCCUGUUGGUGAAGCCAUGGCGUGGAGCUGGCUCACAUGGCCAUUGAGUCAGUGCUGUGGGAUGAGGUUGGAUCUGAGUUUCAGCUUUUUCAGCUCUCCUUCUGUGUCACUGUCUGUGCUCAGACAUGAGAUAACAUCCCUGACCAGGUCUUGUCUUUGCUUUGAAGUCCAGGCUUACCAACUGGUUUUGUUUGGUUCAGUUGUGGAGCUGUGGGUGAGCGAAUGCCAGCCUACAUUACUUGCCUUGCAGUUUUUAUCAGCCAGCUGCCUCUUGUGUCCUUCUUUCCUGGGCAAAACCUGCAUGUCCAGUGCCUUCUGGAAGGCAGUGGGUGCCUUCACAGGACCCUGUUGUCGCUAAUGCAGGCUUUAAAUAGAGUUUAAACCCGGAGGGAGUAAAUUAUAUGCACAUCCAGCAGAAGGCUUACUGAGUGGGAAGGAUGCUCAGUGUUCUCUGUAUGAUGGUAAUCAGGUCCCAUCAAGACAGUUUGAAGUUUCCCUGACAGGUAUUUGAAGCUACACCUGUUGGGGUAGUGAUCAGUGCCUCUGUUCCCUGCAGGGAACAUGGCUGUGUGUCCAUCCACAGCAGUGCCUGAGGGAGCCCUGGGCAGGACAUUGACCAUACUCUUAUCCACACACCUUCUGCUGACCCUGUGCAGCUCAUGGUGACCUUGUCAAAUGCUACCAACCUUUUUGGGCUGACUUGUGUGACCCAGAGAGCAUAAUUCUGUGCCAUUCUCCAUGUCACUCCAGAUCAGCCACGAUAUCAGAACUCUGGAUGCUCUGUGCACAGCUUCCCUUUUGAGCUGCUUACUGUAACCAGGUACUCAUGACUUCUGGUGGUCUGGUAAAGACUGUUCACCUAGACUGCAUGAACAGUCGAGUAGGGAGGAGGCAUGGCAUUUUACUAUUCUAUUGUUUUGUUUUACUUUUUUUUUAUUUCCAUUUGAUUCAGAGUCUUAUUUGCUGAGGCUACUUUUCCAUACUCUGAUACACAUGAGUAUAAAAAACACUCAUAAGGUCUCUUCCUGUAACUGAAGCUCUGCUAAGAAGGUCACAGGACUUGGGCCUGACCUAGCAGGACAAGUCUUCAUGUAAAAUGCACAUUAGCUGGUGGUGGUUUGCAGGCUUGCAGCUUCAGGCUCAGCACUGAUGUACACAAGCAAGCAUCUCCUCAGGGUGGCUGUACCAUGAGCCCUUUCUCUCCUUUCAACCCUCAGCCUAGCAGUACAUCUAGCUUCAAUAAAGCAAAGAUGGAAGAGGUUACUAAAUGGUAGCUAAUAAAUAAAGUGACAUGCAUGAAGCCUGGUAAUACCAUAUUGCUCUUCAUGAAAAUGUGGCAAAAACAAAAGUCAUGGGGGGGCAUUGUUAUUGCUGCCUUGUACUUCACCAAGGCCAUCAUGCUGAUAAGGCUAAAAGGAAAACUUGGCAAUAUGAGAUGCAUACAUCACAGGGCAGUGAGUCCCAUGGCAGCCUGCGCUGCACCCAGUAUGUGCUGGGACUGCAGUAGCUUCUCUGUGUCAUCAGUUUAACUGGAGCAGGGCAAGCCUGUAACUGUAGUAUCUGUGAGCAAAAGGUCAGUAGGCAAAUAGCUGUUCUGCAACAGCUGGUUUGGAGACCUAAGCAAUGAGGUGAUGCGAACUGAGGACUUUACUUUGGGGUAUCAAUGAGCCUAAAGCACAUUGGUGUGGACUGGGGAGAGCAGCAGAGGAAGACAAAGGGAGGAACACAUACAGAUGUGGUGCAGGAGUCAGCUAAGUGUGGUAUCGCUGAUGACUUUGCACAACAGGCUGAACAGUCAAUUUUAGGGGAGAAGAGUCUUACCCUGGAAAAACCAUACUUGGCUGUUCAAUUAUGUUCCCAGGGAAUGAGAGUUCCUGAAGCUAGUGAAUGUGAUGGAGAGCUGCUCAGGCUGUGUCAGGUUGCCUUUGCAGCCCUUGCUGGCUGAGGGCUGUUUCCUGCAGUUUGCUCUUCAGUCUUCAUCCUGUCCAGGUUAUGUGGUUGAUGGAACUCCUUCAUUUUUGAGACUGCUCCAUAGUCUUACUCAAGGGAGCUGUGUCCAAGGUCUUCUUCCCAUGGUUUCCUUUGGUUGCUGUGUUUGCUGUCUCUGCCAGGCAGUGGCUGCACAAAAAAUGGAUCCUGUAGAGGUGUCUCCAUGGGAGGGGUACAGGGUUGCAAAGCUGCUUGGGUGCUCCUGUGACAUGGGCAUUGGCAGCACCCAAAUUUUGCUAUGGGAGCAGGUGCUCCUAUGGCCCCUACCCUGGAGCCUUCUGCAAAAUCUGGGCUGGGGAGUCCUACCCUGAUGACAUGGAUGGCUCUGGGUGCACUGCAUAAGCUCUCUCCACAGCCUGUCUUCUGCUGGGAGUGGGGAAGGAUUAUUUGCCAUACUGUGCUGUGGGGGAAAAAAAUCACAACUACAUGAGUAGCACAGAGCUGCCUGGUACCACUGCAGUUGCCUUCUUCACUGGCUCAGGGGCCUGCAGAUGUCAGAGUAUGGCUGCUGAAAUGAAAUGCUCUUAAACCUGGGACAUAAAUCAUGGGCACAGUGCUGUGUGAAGGCUGCCCCUGGCAUUUAGCUUGGCCUUGUUGCAUCAGUGCCAUAGCAGGGAUGGUCUUUUGCACAGAGAUCCUGCUGGGCUGGGUCAUGAUCUGUGUCUGUGCAAAUGCAUCUAUGGCAGUGGUGGCUCAGCAGAGCCAGACACAGCUCUCUGCCUUUUUCCCUUUCUUGUUGCUUUCCCUCUGGGCUGAGCUCCCAUGCUGCCUUGCCUUAGCUGCAGCCAGCGCAGUCUCUGGCCACUGGGGGAGGUUUCAGAAGAAGAUGGAGCACCCCCUGGGAGAGAGGUGCUUUGUAUUGCAGUGGCACACCUUGGCAGAGCACAAGAAAGAUGUAAAAAAAAAAGCCUUGGGAAUAGCCCAAAGCAAACUGCUGUCAGGCAGUGGCACAGUGGUGUCAUGUGACACCAGGGUGACUCCCAGCUUACACCAGGAUGAUUCGCAGGCCCCUCCAGGACAUUGCCAGGGCAUGAGUGUUGGCAGGGAGCACAAUAUGACCAAGUUGCCUUCUGACCUCUCAAUUGAGGCAUGGGGAUGGGGUAGCAAAGGUAGGGGAAUAGGGAGAGAGGCUGACCAAACUGCCCUGCUCUGGAAAUCAGCAACACUUUUGUCUCCUUCAGGGCUGCUGGUCAUGAAAACUAACAAUGUAACAAAUGCCAAGUGUUGGGGCUAUCUCUGGACAGCUCAGGCCAUAUUGUUUACUCACACUCCCCACCCCUCACAUAUCCCUAUAUCCCCUGUUAUUGUCUUGCUGCUUUUCUCACAAGCUCCCAUCAGGCCAGCAGUGUCACAUCUGCAGCAGACACAGGGACCCAUUGCCAUCCACACAGCCUUGGGCCCCUCACAGGUACCUGCCAGGAUGGGACACACCAUGACCCACUGGAGCCAGCCUCACGGAGGCUCUCUCCAACUGGCCUCUGUCUCAGAGCGGAACAUGUAACACUGAUUCCUUCAGGGAAAAAUCUACAUCACAGGUCUGUCAGACUGACAUUAGAAUCCCAAUAUGAUACUUGUUUGUCCUGUGGUGGUGAGACUUGUUUUUUAUUGCUUUUCAGACUGUGAUGUGCAGUAACUUCCAGACUCCUUUUUGUAGAAUUGCCACCUGGACAGCUGUUCUUUUUUCUGUAUUAAUAAAGUCGAUUAUUUCUGCUUAAGUCCAAUUACAUGUAUAUGUCCUGGUUGAAUUUUAUCUUGUGUUCUCAGAUCAUUUGUCCAAUUUGAUGUGAUUAUCUGGUAUUCUAUUUCUGUCCUCUGGUGUAUUCAGUCCCACUCAGCUUGAUGUCAUUAGAAGAUUUAAUAAGUAUAAGUAUAUACUCUUUUUUCCAUUAUCCAAGUCAUUAAUGGAAACACUGACUAGUGCUGGACCCUCCAAUGAAUACCUGUAAGAUCCACUCAAUACACCUUUCAUUUGGCAAGGUAUUAAUGAUAACUAUUUUAAAGAAAUGUUUUUCUAACUGAAUGUUAUUAUCCCUCAGUACAUUUUCCUAGACAAUCUUCUCUUGAAUGUCUUGAGUCGCAUGUCAAAAUGUUGAGACAUUGCACUUGCUGCCUCCCAAGCCCUGUUACUCUGUUGGAAGGGGAGACUAGAUCUCUGUGACUAGAGAUCCUCAUUGGUUCUUAUGCUGCUCUUUAGGGAUAAUUUAGGUUCAAGGUGCUUCUGUUCAAAGGAUACAGUUCAGCACUUUAAACUAAUGGCUGUCAGCAGCUUCAUGUGUACUCAUAAAAUCCACUUCAUACUUGGAGGUGGUUACCUACUACUAGUGGUAUUUAUACUGAAGUGAAGGCUGAGUCCCAGAAAACUGAUGAUUGGUCACAUAAAGAAGGUUGAAACUAAGAACUGACCCAAGGAAACUUGCUCCUAGAUCCUGGUCCAAGAACGUAACUCAAGUAAGCCAGGUUACAAUGGGCAGCACAAUCCUGCAGCAGCAUCAGUAGCUUUCCUCAGAGAUGCAGGCACCAAGCAGGGCUGGCUAUGACAACCGAGCCCCCUGAGGCUGUGGAUGCUCCCAGCUUGGGUCUUCAGCUGGGGUUGGCACCGGGCUGCCUAACAGGCACCAUGCUGGGGCAGUGCUUAAAAGAAACAGAGCAAGCAUAGUCCCACGUUCCCUAAAGAAAUAACUUGUGUCCUAAUCCAGGAGUGAGGAUGGAUUGUGUGUCCCAGUUGCUCAGAGGUGUCCUGGGAUGAGGGUUUGGGCAGGCACCUUGCUCCAGGCAUGUCCCUUUUCCUUGUGCACAUCCUGCUGCUGUCUUUGGUGCUUGUGGUCCCAUUCACUAUGCCUUGUUUAAGGGGAAUGAAGGCACUUUCUCCCAGCCUCAGGUGAGGAGUGGCACUGGUAUCCUGCCUGCUGGCUCUCUGGGCUGAGCUGGGUGCACUGCCAAGCGCCUCAGCUACACAUUAACUGGACUCUGUUCCUCAACAUGUUCUGCAAACGGGCAUUUAAAUGCUCUGUGUUCAGCAGACAACUGUCAGGGAAUAUCAAAUUCCAAUUGUCUGCCUCUCUUGUUGCUUGGAUAAUUGGAUGGUAAAAAGAAGAAUACUGAUUCCCCCACCACAGCAAUGGGUAAUACCAUCUAGGUAUUUUUAGCAAGCAAAUGUGCCAAAAUUUAGAAGCUACUAAAUAUAGAAAGUCUCUGUCAUUUUUCUCCUUUUUUUUUGGGUCUUUUCUUGAAAUCUCCCAUGUACUUUGGAAAGAAAUGAAGCAAUCAACAGCAAUACACAUUUUUUCCCAGAGUGGGGAAAAUUUUUUGUUCUGACCCAUUAAUUCCCAGCUGUAUUCCAACAUCAUACUGAGUGAUGUUAGCAUUACUGAAGGGACUCUUUCUAAAGUUCUAAAAUUAAAGUUUUUAGUUUCUCAGCUCUGCCAAGGAAAUACUCACCUGCCACAGCACUGUGCUGUGAAUGGGUGAGAACUGGAUGAAAAACUCAGGAGAAAGGGAAGAAAACCAGUAAAAAUCACAGCAACCAACAUGUUGAAUGCUCUCUUAGUCAUUCUGGGGUUUGCCCUCUUUCUGCCUGUUCCUUGUCCAUAUUCAUUUUUAAAGCCCUGAUGCUGAAGUCAAGUCUACAUGUAUAUGUGUUAGAUCAAGGGGCACAGACUGGAGCUUUUCAGGGCAUUAACCCCUAAUUAUCUGCUUGAAAAAAAUCAUAUUACACUUCUAGAAAUAAUUUUAAAAAUAAGGGCUGAUCCAAAUCUGUAAUAAAAUGGUAUGACUCAUCAAAAUGUCAUCAAAUUACAUUAAAAUUGCUUCUUGAAGUGACUUUAGGCCCAAUAAAUAUACUGUAAGGUGUAGAUGCUACUGGAGCAUGUAAGAGUGUCAGCAGAAUUGGGAUGCAUGUUUGCUGGUACAGUAGGCCAAGUGACCAGAGUGGAUCUAGUUUGCUUGUGGCUUAUGCUGUUAGAAAUUGAGAGUUAAGUAGAAAACAGGUGUUCUGCUAUAAAAGGGAGAGCAUCUGACCCUGCAUCCCAAAGACCUGCUUCCACAUGACUUCUGUUUUUUUUCUUAGAUGUUUCUGAUGUUGACAUGUUGCUUAAUUUAGCCAGAGCCCUUAAGGCAAGGCUGGGGAAUGGUAUUUGAAAAGCAUAAAGGUUGCUCUUUUUGGAGCUACCUGCUUGUAGAAAAGGAAUAUCUAGAGGUGCUUAAACAGAACAUGAUUUCCCAGCUUGCUAGAGAAGUUGGAGCUGGAUUCAGCCUUGCUUCCCUUUUGUCCUGAAAAUAUCUUCCCAGAUGGGCAUAGGCCUAGCAGCAGAAAUCACAAGAUUACACUGGGAAAAGUGGAAAGCAGCAAAGCCUUCUGUCCCUCUCUGGUGUGCAGCAGCCUGGCCACACACAGCCUCUUGGGCCAUACUUCUGCCACAGUUUCUUGGUGCAAUCCAAGUCAGUGCAAGGCCCUGCUGCCUGGGAAGAUCUACACAGCACUCUGUACAGAUCCUCUGUAGGAUGUAGCAAUCCUCUAGCAGUGUGUGUGGGGACUCAGACUUGCAGGGCAGGGAGAGUUUCUUUAAAGAUGAUUGCUGAGCACUUGGGUUUACACUUGUUCUUAGCAGGAUCAGCUCACUGCCAUCUCUGAUGUACACCUCAGAGAAGGGGACAUCUCCAGGGCAUGAGCUCAAAAUUAGAAGGUGAGCAAGUAUGAGCACGCAUGGGGCAUGGGGAUCCAGCUUACUCAAUUUCUUGUGGUUUUGUACAAUUGCUGGCUGAAAAGAUAUUUUUCAGAGUUAGAGUUUGAACUUCGUGACGCAUUCAGCAAAGCACUCUUCUGUAUGAGUUCUCUGCUGGUAUUGAAUUCACAUUUCACAUCUCUUAAUAGAAAUUUGGUUUCUCUUCUGUUGUUGGUUUGCCUGUUUUCAUGAGUCUUCUCAGAUAGAGAUGUACCCAUGUCAUAGAUUUAGCUGAAAUUUGUCCACAAAUUGAAAAGCUCUGGGGAGGUGGGGGAGGCAGGAGGAAUGGCAUGCUGCUGCAGGUACACACAGUGUCUAUGUGUGAACCAGCCUCCCUACAAGCAGCCUGGUGCAUUUAGCAGCAAGUCCCAAGCAGGCUCUUCCUCACUCUUGCUGUUAGUACCCAGAAGGUUCUUACAGCCUGCCUGCUUGGAAAGCCUUGGGGACAGAAUCUUCUUCCUUUCAUGCAACUCUUUCAGGAACUCCUGUCUUGACAUACUUCCACAACCUCCACAUACCCCUUUCCCUAGCCAGAGUUCUCUGCCCUUCCCCUCAUUGCUUUCAUCUCUCUCUUCAAAAAACCCUUGUUCUUCUUUCCCUCUCUGCCUCUCUUGCCACUCUUCCACCCCUCUUACAAAAAGCUGCCUUGAGGAACAGCAGAGAGAGUUAAAUCUGCAAGGUCUCAUGGCUGGGGAAGCUUUGGUGGCCUCAUGCAUGGUAAAGUGCCUUUUUGGCAUGCAGAGCUGUGAGAAACCAUCGUCUCCCUAUUCCCUCCUCGGGCUCUGUGCCAGUGGGCGAGCAUUUGCAAAGCAAAAUUACAGAGCUCUCUGGGUAAUGAUGUGCCCGUUCGUUCUGUACAGCAGGUGGCUGGAGGCUGAAUCCACGCCACUCCCUCCCAGCUCAGUUCCCAUGCACACUGGGAAGAGAUGGCAAUUCCUCCCUUACAGCUGCUCCCAGGAAGAGGCCAGGGGAGUCACCCUCCCAGCAGAAGGAUGCCAUGGGGGAGAAUCUCUUUCUGCAAGGAGCCACAGUGGGCUCUGACCAGAAAGGCUGGAUUCAAAUGCCAGGCUUGUGCAUGGGCAGAGAGGAGAUGGCAUCUUUACUCUGAUCAUACAACGUGGCAGUGCAAGGGACCAGCACCAUCUCCCAACCUGCCAAUUCUCCUCAGGGCAUCAGGGUCAGAUGCAUCAGGCAUGUCCCUUCUAAAACCUCUGUUCCUCUGUCUAAAAAACUCUGAUCCUGUGAGUCAUAGACUGGCUUCAGGGACCCACCAAACUGCUGUCAUGGGGAGGAGUUGGGAGGCUAUUUCAACCUUCCUGCAAAGCUCUGGGAUAGCCCACGGUGCUCACUUCUGAUCCCAACUGCUCACCCUCUUGCAUUAAGCCAGGAUGGAUAAGGCCUUGAGCAACCUGGUCUAGUGGGAGGCAUCCCUGCCCAUGGCAGGGGGAAGUUGGGACUAGAUGAUAAUUAAGGUCCAUUUCAUCCCCUUAACAUUCUAUGGUUUAUCUGUAUUUCUCCUUUGCCAUAUGCUUACUCAAAGAAAGCUAAGCAGGUCUGUACAGAGUCCACAAGGCUACCAGCGAACAGGCUAAUCCUGACUGUGAUACAUCUAUGUGAUUUUCCCCUCGUCCCUUCCCUUCAUACUGCUGCAGAAGGCUUCCUGUACCAGCGCCAUCCUGCUUUCUCCUCCUGUCCUGCAAAAUCCUUCUUGGAGCAAUCAGCCUGUAGGAUUCCCUUUCACUGUGUUGGGAAGUACAGUCUUUUUACAUCAAAAGGAAGGAAGGAGUGUCAGACCACAGACAAAGAUGAGCAGAAGAUUCAUAGGCAUGUCAUAUCCACUUUCUUUUGGUUGAUGGGGAAUAAAAUCAGAGAAUUCGGAGGUUGAAGCUAUUUAUCUUUUACAUGUUAAGAAGGAGGGGUGAUAAGAACUCAACCUGUAUCUCUAUGCCCAUUUUAUCCUCUGUAACUCUUAGCACUCUCUCCUUCCAGAAGGAAGCCUGUUAGGAGUCUCUUAUCUGCAUUUAUCUUGCAAAAUAAAUAUUUAAUAAACAAAGACAAAUACUGUUAAAGGGCAUUCUGAGACAUUAACUUAGUCCCCUAAGCAGUAGAACAAACAAAGCAACUUCAUUAGCAGUAAUAUAGCAUAAUGCCCCAGUGUCUUGCUUUGGGUGGAAAAGCUGGGCUUGUUCAGGUAAGCCAGGAUCUCUGGGGACGAGGAUGGACUAAAUUACAUGCACAAGGAUGGAGGCUCUUCCACAACACAAAAGUGAAUCCCUCCUUCUUGGGGAGUUCAGCUUAGUCCAGUAGUAAAGCCUGUGUGGUCACAGAAAUGACAUACAAAGCUGGGAGAGUCACAGAUUCCCAUUCCUGUUGCAACUCCUAAAGGCAGUCAGAGCAUCCAGAGGAAAAGAUGUGAAUGCUGCUGUCCCGGUGUGGUUGCCUCUGGGGCCCCAUGUUAUUUCUUACACUUUCUGGCUUCUGUGUGAAAACAAAAUCCAGUGAGCAAUAACUUCACAACAGCAGACAGAGGAAGACAGGGUGAAAUGGAGGAUAACAGAAAUGUGGAUUGUAGUGAAAGGGGAAGUGAAGGGAAAAAAAGACCAUAUGGAGGGGAUGAGUCCAGGGGAUAGAAAUCUGAAUUGUGGCCUCUUCCCAGCCCUCCAGAUCUUAGUUCUUUUCAAUGCAAUGUGGGUCCUGAAAAAAAUUAUCUAUGAUAGAGCACAUCUUUAUAUAUAAAGAUUGAUACAUGAAGUACUUGAAAAUUUGUUAUAAUCUGAUAAAAUGUUACAUGUAUUGCAAUAUUUUUCCUGUCUCUUGUAUAUUCUUCCUUGUGAUCUUAAAGCACAUUGCAAGCUUUCCAUUCAUUAAGUUUCCCAGCGUCUUUGUAGGGCAGGCUUAUCUCUGGACUACAGAUAGCAAAAUUUAAACUAAAAGUUCAAAAUGCUAAGCUGAGAAAAUGACCCAUCAUCCAAGGCCCCAGCAAUGCUGGUUAAUUUGAAGCCUGUCCAUCAACACAGUCACCCAUACAGCUGGGUAUGCUGCACAGGAGGGACAGUGACUUGUGCAGAGCCCAUGGAACAGCUGAGCAAGAGGAGGUUCUGCUACCUUGUAUUUUUGCUGGCACCUCUUGGGAAAGCUUCAUCCACUGGCAUGGGGCUGACUCCAGCACAGAUGCAGCCAUGUGAGCAGUCCCCAGAGGGAGUUGUUAAGUGCUUAGGACACAGCCACUCUGGGCUUUGAAGUCUGUGGCUGUGCUCAGGGCAGGUCCCUCAUCACCAGGGCUGCCCAAACGAGCUCUGGCUCCUCCAGCCUUUCUCCAGUCCAUUUCUUCCUGUCAUCUCUGCAUCACUCAGUCCAGAAAUAAAUGCUGCUGCCAGGGAUUGGGCGCCUACAUGUGCUGCCUUGUUGGUGGCAGCCUUGGCCAGUGCUCAUUUUGCUCUUAGCACUAUCACCCUGUGGAGAAAAUAUUGCAGCACUGGUGUAGAGAGGUCUGUCUCCCUCGACACGUGGUGUACCUCCAGCAGAUGAAAAUUCGGUACUUUCAUCACAAGAAAAGGCAAAGCUGGGGAUGGGCAAUUCAGUCUCUUUAGACCUUUCCCCUGUCUGUGUUUCUUUUUCAAGAGUGGUGGUUUCUCCGCCUAUCUUUGCUGCUGGACAGCCCUGUCACAGCCUGUUAAAUCAGCGGCAUCUCUCAGCACUACCCUGGUGCUCCCUCCUGCCAGCAACCUGUGUGUGCCUAAGCUGGGAAAGGACUCAGGGUACUCAUGCCUGUCCUGGGUAUGAGUACCCUCCUGACUAGCUUGGCAAGACUGGGCCAGCAGUGGUGGUUUGGUGGUGACCCCUGUGGACAUUGAGUGGUUGCUUUGUGGUCCUGUUCCUGGGACACUUCAUCUCAGAGACUGCCACCUACAAGAAGGUGCCCUCUUGCCUGACCUAUUCCCUUCAUUGCUAAGCUAUUAAUAGAGAGCAGCAAAGUGGGGCUUGCUGCAAUGUUGCUCCAAGACACAAGAGCUUCCUCCUCCCAGGCAGCUCCUACUGCUGACUCAGGACUUGGGUCAUUUCUGUGCCCAAAGAGAGAAGGCAGGAUUGGGUUUUGAUCUUGGAUGCAGCUGCACUAAGCCAGAAACACUGGUCUGGUAAACCAGAGCUGGCAGAGGCCCUUAGGGCUAUCAAAGCAAUGCAAUUUUAUCAAUAUCAAAUCCUCCUGAAAAUGAAACAUGUUCCCACCCCUGGGAGGAUCCACUGUGGAGCCAAGUAAGUCUGGCUUGGAAAUGUGUACUCAGUUUCGAUCUUAGUCCUCUCCUCUGACUGCUCUGCAGUACACACUCCUGAAAGUGAUUCUUCUCAAUCCCUUGCACUUGUGCUACUGAGUAAGGAGCAGGAGAUGCUGCCAGAGUUCACACUGAGUGCCACAGGGAUCUAAAAUAAAUACUGCCAUAUAAUAGAUUUUUAUCCACUGCCUUGCUGUAAUCCCCAUCUGAAUCCCUUCCAAAUUGCAGUCAGGCAUCUGUUUGUACAAGUCAAACAUUGAUUCAGCUGCUCUCAAAAGGGAUUCAGGAGGUACAGACUGGAGGGAGUGCUAGCCAGGGUGCUGGAACAAUGGGAUUUAUUUGUUAUGAGCUGAAGGGUUAAACUCUUCCCACAGCACCUAGCACCAGAAUAUUUCUCCUUUCCACACAGGAGGAGAAGGUACUCACAUGAGGAGGAGGUAUGCACAGAAAGGAUUAUUGCUGAAGAAGUGAGCCUGGCACCUUGAGCAGCACUUCUGCCCAGCUUGGAAGGGCUUCAGAGGGCAGGAUCACAGUUGCCCAUGGCUGGCUUGUAGGGCCUACAGGCUGGGAGACCUUGCAGUGUUAGAUAGUCAUCUGCUCCUCUGGGGUUGGAGCAAACUGCAGUUUUCUCAGCGUCCCAGAUGGUGUGCAUGUUGAGCUUUGCUUCCUGCGCUGUAUCUGAAGUUUCAAAUAGUCCCCGUUGAAACUCUUGGCAAGGAUUGCUCUUCCAAGAGGUGGUUGGUAUCAGAAGCAUGGCCUGGUGUCCAGCACAUGGGGUUUCUUUAGCUCAUCUCAGCACCUGUGUGAUGGGAAGGACCCCAGAAAAAGUUCUGGUAUCGUGGCCAGUGGCUACCAGCACCACCCUGCUCACACUUUCUGGCUUUCCUAAUGUAUGCAAUGUUUUUUAGGGAUAGAUCUUUCAAGUCCUCACUGUUCUAUUUUUGCUUAAUUUCAUGCCCCCUCUAUGGGCUUCAGCAUUGUGCUUUUCUCUUUGUCCAUCACUUCCCUGGUAUCAGUGGGGUUAAAGCACUAAAGGACUGUCACAGACAUGGAAAACCUUGGUCCUUGGUAUUCCGAGAGUUUCAGGCUCAUACAGGGGAACCAGUGCUCUGGUUCAGGCCAGCUUCUCAUACCAGCCUUCCAGCUUCCAGAACAUCACAUUAAUGCCUACCAGUCAGGAUCAGGACUGUUUUGCUCUACCAGUGGUUACUUCUGCAGUGCUCAGCUCUUGCAGACUUCUAUCCCUAUGCCAUGCUAGACAGCAUGGGAGGAAAUCCAGCAGAGCCAAUUGCAGAUUGAGUAAGCAUAGUUCACCUCCAGAGAUGGGGAGAGGCUGGAAGGAAGUGUUACGGUGGAUUAGAAGUAAUUGCAGUAGAGACCAGUUAUUUGCCUGUGCUUUGUACAGUGCUGAGCCCAGAACUAAGUCUUCAGUGAGUACUUUUACAAAUCCUCUGUCCUUUCUGCUUGAUCUUACAAGGGUUCUGCUGUUGCUGGAUUAGCCAUGCAGCAUCUCCAGCAGGUUAAGAGCUUGCUGGAGGCAAGCUCUCCAUAGUUCUCAAGGUUCAUGCAUGAUUUGUGAGCCCAAAGGUCUUGGGAACCAAACUGAACCAUGCUGAACCAUGCUGUCUUAGGUACUAGUUCUAGGUACUUCAGCUUCCAUUCAGCAGCCAUUGCUGCUGCCUGCAGCAGGGCAAAAACAGAAAUAAGCAGGAGGAAAGGAUGCAAAGUCCACGAGUGACUGCUGAGUGUUGUUUUAGAGGUGGGGGCUAGGUAACUGGCAAUGAUGGUCUGCUGGAGCAGGGGAAAAUUUCCCCUGGCAGUUGAUCACCAGAAGAUGAACCAGAGAAGUUCAGUCUAACCAAAACAGAUCUGAGCAAAAUCUCGAGUUUAACCUAAGAAGAGUAUUAAACUAUCAGUGAAAUGGCUUAAGAGUUUCCGUGUGGGGUAUUUAGGUUCAUUUCCACAGUUGCAGCAACCAAGCAGGAUUAUGGUGUGAGCCAGAGUGGCUGCAGCUUAAGGGCUUGGGCAACCAUGUGUAAGGGAACAAGGGGAUUGCUGGCAGCCUUUGUCUCUUACUUGACUUGGAACUUUGCAGAUCAAGUCAAAAUUCAUUGAGGGAGAGGAAACAAUUUAAUCACCUGAUUCACAGAGAAUCCUCCUGCAACCACACUGGCCACAGACUGAGGUCAUCUCAGGCUGGCGAGGGAGAAGAAUGGGGCUGCCCACUCUCCAGGAGAGUGAGAGCAAGAGGCUUAAGGCUCCUCAGUGCGAGAGAAAGUAACGGAGUGCCCUGCAGCUCACAGCCCUGCUUGAAAAUGAUGGAGGCUGACAGAUCUGGGAUUAAUCUAAAGGUUUCAGCUCUCUGAGCACUGAGUGGAAAUUCGCCUGGAAACCACAGCACAGGAGCUCAACAUGAUGAAAGCACUAACUGGAAGGGGGAGGCAGAGGCAAGUGUGGGUCAGAUAGCUCGCCCCACCUGAUUAUGCACAAAAGCUAAAGCCCUCGUCUCUUGCUCUCUCUGCCAUGUGUCUGGGCAGAGAGGGAAGGUAUUUAGUGCUAAUAAGAGCAUUAAGAAAUAGGCCAGUUUUAUUCUGUACGUUAGGCAGGCUCUGCUGCGGGUGCAACUUUGCAUUGCUAAUUAGAUUCAAAGGCAAAGCUAUACUGUCAGAGCUCAGCACUCCUGAUUGUACCUGCUCCUGCUCUCGGAGGAGCCAGGUCGGGCAGCCUGCACAAAUACUGCAAGCUGUGCUUUUCCCUAUGCAGGUAUUUGGGGGUGCUAUGCUGCUAGUGUGGGAUGCAAAGACAGAAUGGGAGGCUGACUAAGAGCUGGAGCCAAGGUGUGCUCUGCUGGUGCAAACUUGGACUUCUCUUGCUCAUCUUGUCUAGCAGCGUAUAUGCAAGGCUAUAUCUUGCUCUGUCUAUAGCUUUCCUCUGAGACUAGGACACUGACCUAGUCCUGCAUAUGGAAGGCCAGGGUUUAUCUGAUUUCACAUCCAUUAGAACUGCUGCUUUAGCCCAUAAAAUUAUGGGGACACACCAACUUUUUUCCUACUACAGUGCAGUUUGCAAAGAAGGAUGCAUAUGUCCCCCUUGCCCUCAGAGACCAAUAACCUUCAAUUGAAGCUGAUGGAACUCUUUUCUCAGUGCAAGGAAAUCACAAAUUCUGUACAUUCUGUACUACGUGAGUCUCCAAGUAUUAGCAUAGCUGUCACACUUAGCCAUGUCUGCACGUUCUUGCCUUCAUAUCCAAUUCCAAUACAACACUGCCAUCACCCCUGUUGCUCACAUCAAAGGAUUGAAUGCAUCACAGUGCACAGUUUUAACUCCUUUCAGUUUAGCUUGCUCUAUAAAUACAUAACCCACAGUGAGUAGGCAUGUGUAAUAUAUCCCUGUGUAUGGUUCUGCUUAGUGCUGUGGAUGGGGCUGCUGAUCUGAUUAUUUUGAAGUUACUGGGCUACAUCUGCUGUAGGUAUAAAUUGGUACAGCACAGUGGUGUUGUCAGUUUAUGCUAGAUGAAGAUCUGGUCUAUAAUGUUAAUCUAUAAUAGAAACUUGCUUGUGCUCCUGAAAAGAGGAGAUAUUUUCAGUGUAUAACCAAGUUGGCAUUCUUAUCCAAGCUUCUACAUGGUAUAAUUUUAAUUCCAGAAUUAUAAGUGUUAUUAAAUUAUUAAAUAAUGCACCAGUGGAAGGUUAGUUUAAGGUUGUGCUUUUUAUCUAUUUCAAAUGAUAUUGUUGAACUGAAAUCAGCAUGGUGAUAUGUCCCAGCACAAAAACUGGAUAUUGACCAGAGAUGAAUGAACACAGGCACAGUUUCAGACCAACCACCCAAAUCUGAACACGUCCUCUUCUAAGAAAGAAGUUUAGGAGAAAUAAUAUUCAGCUCCAUGAUCCUCAUACCCAGUCAUUAUCACAGACAUUAUGAUGGUCUCUCCCUGCUUAUAUUUUAGAAAAGCUCAAAGCCUGAAUUGCAAUACAGUCGUUGCUAAUUCAGAGUAAGUGGGUUACUCUGCAGCUGGUAUCUGUUUGCCCAUCUGAUGUAUGAAUAGCAAUAGAUUUGGAUUUUUUCUCUAAACAUGGUGUGAUAGUGAGUAUGAGAUCAUUGCCAAUUCUCCAUGAGGAAUUAUGCUUGGUUUGGCUAGAAGAGUGAUGCAGAUUGGCCACCCUAUUAAUGGGUGAAGCACACAGACCUCUACAAGCUGGGGAGUUGUUUUUCCAUGGUCAUCUUCCUCUGUAUUUAGUCUCAGAAACUAUAACAACUUAUAGCAAGUAGAGGAAAUAAGUGCUCCAGUUCUGAGUCCUGUACUAGAUGAAUUUCCAAUAAAUGUAUGCUAAUGCUC
Messenger RNA from Zonotrichia albicollis (white-throated sparrow), 21673 nucleotides. The record is from RefSeq and is a predicted model, not a curated record. NCBI's taxonomy places the organism in Eukaryota, Metazoa, Chordata, Aves, Passeriformes, Passerellidae.